GGGCAAGGAUGGGGGAAGAACGCUAGGGAACAAGGGACAGGGAUGGGAAAGGAUUGGAAUGAUGGACCAGCGGGGAUGAUGCUGGUAAGUGAGAGGACGGAGUGUGUGGGUGAGUAUAGCAGUGGGGGAAGAGAAGAGUGGGGGUCAAACAAGCAAGUGGAAAUGUGAGCAGAGGAUGAAGGAGGAUAAGGGAAGGGGCAGAGCUGGAAGGAAAGGCACAGGACGAAGGGGGCAAAGAGAACGGUAGGAGGAGCAGGUGGAAGGGAAAGGAGAGAGCAGCGCUAGAGAGGGAAGGGAGAGGAGAGGAGAGGAGAGGACAUAGUUAAAGAGAGAAGGGAGAGGGGAGGAAUAGGCUUGGGGCUGGAGACAGCUCCUGGGGCUCUGGGAUUGCCUGUGAUCCAGGCCAGAGAGGGUCAAGGCCGGGGCCGGGACGGGGACGGGGACGAUGCGCUCCGGGCUGCUGAGGCUCCCCGCGGCCGGCCGCCGCUGGUACCGGGGCUCGGGGCAUCGGGCAGAGGCCGGGCCGCACCGGGUGAUCGACCUGCGCAGCGACACGGUGAGCCGGCCCGGCGCGGCCAUGCGGGCCGCCAUGGGCAGCGCCGCAGUCGGGGACGAUGUGUACGGAGAGGACCCCACCGUCAACGAACUUCAGAGGCGAGCUGCUCAGCUGUUUGGAAUGGAGGCUGCUUUGUUUGUUCCCACUGGAACAAUGGGGAACCUGAUUUCAGUUAUGUGUCAUUGCUGGGAAAGAGGAACGGAGCUCAUUGUUGGAGAUCGAGCACACAUUCAUAUCUUUGAACAGGGAGGUGGUGCACAGAUUGCAGGAGUUCAUUCACGUGUUGUGAAGAAUCUUCCAGAUGGGACUUUUGAUCUGAAUGAAUUGGAAUCCAACAUACGACACGAUUACCCUGACCCGCACGUCACCAGAACAAGCCUCAUUUGCCUGGAGAACACCCACAAUGUGAAAGGAGGCCGUGUCCUGCCACUUCCCUUUCUCCAGGAGGUGCGAGAGCUGGCCGACACCUACAAGCUGCCGAUCCACAUGGACGGAGCCCGCCUGAUGAACGCGGCCGUGGCCCUGCGUGUCCCAGCCUCGGACAUCCUGCAGCACUGUGACUCUGUGUCCCUGUGCCUGUCCAAGGGUCUCGGCUCUCCGGUCGGCUCCAUCAUUGGCGGACGCAAGGACUUCAUUGAGCGGGCGGUGCGGCUGCGCAAGGUGCUCGGGGGAGGCAUGAGGCAGGCGGGCGUGUUGGCCGCGGCUGGGCUCAUCUCCAUCUCAGACAUGGUGGACCGGCUCGAGGAAGACCACCGGAACGCCAGGACCUUUGCCCAAGGUAUUAAGAUGUACGCCACGCCGUUCUGUGAGGUUGACGUGGACACUGUGGAGACGAACAUCCUCCUGUUUACAAUCAACAGCCCCCGAGCCACGGCCGAGGAGUUCUGCAGGAGGAUGGGCGAAGUGAGCGAGGAGGAGGUGGCGGAAACAGGCCGUGGCGUGCGCGUGCUCCUGUUCCCAAUAUACGGGCACAUACUGCGCGCCGUUUGGCACCUGGACGUCUCGGAGGAGGACACCCGCCUGGCCUUGGGGAAGCUGCAGUUUGUGGUCAAUAAACUGGAGCAGCGGUCAACCUAACCCGAAGAUCGACACAAAAUUCUGGAGUAACUCAGCGGGAAAUGCAGCAUCUCUGGAGAGAAGGAAUGGGUGAUGUUUCGGGUCGAGACCCUUCUUCAGACUGAUGUCAGGGGAGUGAGAACUGUAUCGGUAAGGAAGUGUAGGGUGUGAAAACAGGACAGAGGGAAUGGAUCAAGUAAAAUGUAGAACAGAUCAUUGUUUGUUGGGAGAAGGUAACAACAAAGCAGAGAUAAAAUGUAGUCGGAGACAGUAAGACUGGUCGGAGAUAUAUAUACUUCCUUAUCUAUGUAUCUCCCACUCCCCUAACAUCAGCCUGAAGAAGUGUCUCGACCCGAAACGUCACCCAUUCCUUCUCUCCAGAGAUGCUGCCUGUCCCGCUAAUCUACCGAGCAUUUUACGUCUAUCUCCGAUUUAAACCAGCAUCUGCAGUUCCUUCUUUCCUCACUCGCCGCACCUUGACCUACUCCGUCCACGGGAAUGAGUGCAAUAUUCUACUUCCAACUAUCAGGUCUGGCGCGGAGUACGGCGAUAUCUAUUGCUGCAGGUCAUGGUGUAAGAUGAACAAAUCCCGUGACCCAACCAGAUGAUGUUCAAAUGUGAGAGUAUAUCAAGGAAUCAGUGGCAUAAUCGGCACAUUAAAAUGGAAUUAAAAUCUCUAUUAAA
Leucoraja erinaceus (little skate) is the source of this 2296-nucleotide messenger RNA. It is a transcript of the gene tha1, whose product is annotated as threonine aldolase 1. Gene Ontology annotation, molecular function: L-allo-threonine aldolase activity. Lineage: Eukaryota; Metazoa; Chordata; Chondrichthyes; Rajiformes; Rajidae. Bases 446 to 1633 code for a protein of 395 amino acids. The transcript has 7 exons. The record is from RefSeq and is a predicted model, not a curated record. Gene Ontology annotation, biological process: L-threonine catabolic process; glycine biosynthetic process. Gene Ontology annotation, cellular component: cytosol.